GUAAAUCAUAUUCUCGGAGUGUGCUCCCAUAUGGAAAUAUGGACUUGUUGUUCCUCAGCAGGCGCAUUUUUUUAGGCGAUGGCAGCAAUGGCAAUCAGCUGCUCCACGGCGGCAUUAUUGUGAACACCGAGGGCACCAUUCAGCGCGUGCUCCGCAGCUCACACGAAGUGAACAGCUAUUUGUACCAAAACGAAUCGGAAGCAGUGUACGACUUUGGCGAGCUGGUGCUCAUGCCCGGCCUGAUCGACGCCAAUGUGCACAUCAAUGAGCCGGGCAGGAAGGAUUGGGAGGGCUUUACGGCGGCUACCAAGGCUGCAGCAGCAGGAGGUUAUACAACAAUCAUAGACAGGCCGACCAAUGCUACGCCCGCCACUACCACCGUACAGGCACUCAAGGCCAAGACGUCGACGGCACGCGGCAAAAUCUACGUAGAUGUGGGCUUCUGGGGUGGCUUGGUGCCGGACAACGGCAGUGAAUUGAAUCCACUAUUGGCCGCUGGCGUUAUGGGACUGCAAUGCACGCUUUGCGGCAGUGCGCCGCCCGUGGCUGAGGAGUUCGGGGCCAUGACCAUGGAACAGCUGACUGCAGCACUCAGGGAAGUAGAUGAAGGGGCAUUGCUAGCGUUUCAUGCGGAACUGCCAGUAUCUCCCGCCAUACCACCCGACGAAUCUGCACCCAAAUGCUACGAGAGCUUUCUGCGCACACGUCCACCACAUAUGGAGCAUGCUGCAGUAGAAAUGAUCUGUGAUUUGGCUCUGGCGCAUCCCAAACGACACUUCCACAUCAUGAACCUGAGCAGCAGUGGGAACCUGCCACUUAUACGCUCAUGUCAGCGCGAAGGGGCGCAACUGACAGCCGAAACAUGCCCGCAUUAUCUUACACUGUGUGCCGAGCAGGUCGAGGAUUGUCGCACAGAGUUCAAAACAUGGCCACCCAUACGAGAACGGGCCAAUCAAGCGUCUCUGUGGCAGGAACUGCAACGGGGGGGCGCUCUACAAAUAAUAUCCAGCGAUCAUUCGCCCGCUACGCCCGGAGCCCGCUGCCUCACCUAUGGACGCGAGCGGGGCAACUUCCUUAAGGCGUGGCCGGGCAUCUCCUCGCUGCAACUAUGUCUGCCCGCCAUCUGGAGCCGCGAGGAGCUGCAGCUGGCCGAUGUGCAUCGUCUGAUGUGCUGGCAGCCGGCACAGUUGUGCGGCCUUUCCUCGUUCAAGGGGCGCAUUGCCGAGGGCUACGAUGCAGACUUUUGCAUCUGGGCCCCUGACGAACAGUUCACCGUUAGUCCCGAAACACUCUACUCGGCGAACAAAGCGACCCCAUAUGCCGCACAGCGGCUCCGCGGGGUGGUGCAUGCUACAGUUGUACGUGGCCUGCACGUGUAUCAACAAUAUGAGGGCUUUGGCCAACCGCUGGGCAAAGUAUUGCUUCGCAAGAGCAGCAAAAAGGUGGUCAAGUUUGUGCGCGUUUGAGAGACAGGACGAUAGCAAGAUAAUAAAAAAAUAAAAAUAAAGAGCUGGCAGACGAAAUGAGAAAGCGAAGACACAAGUGGAGCAUAUACUCGUAACUUUGUUAAUUAAAAUCGCUGAAAGGCCCCUUGAUGACAAGCUGCGUGUUUGUGUUUCGUUCGACUUUCAGGAAAAAGCACACCUACAUGUUCGUACACUUACAAAAACAAAAAGGAACAUUGCAUUCAUUACAAUUUUGUUUUUUGGAAUACUAUAAAUUAUAAUAAAAGAACAUUUUCUAUUUUCUA
Scaptodrosophila lebanonensis is the source of this 1750-nucleotide messenger RNA. Its product is annotated as allantoinase. Gene Ontology annotation, biological process: allantoin catabolic process; purine nucleobase catabolic process. The transcript is spliced from 4 exons. Lineage: Eukaryota; Metazoa; Arthropoda; Insecta; Diptera; Drosophilidae. Gene Ontology annotation, cellular component: cytoplasm. The record is from RefSeq and is a predicted model, not a curated record. The coding region runs from base 39 to 1466 and encodes 475 amino acids. Gene Ontology annotation, molecular function: allantoinase activity; zinc ion binding; cobalt ion binding.